Messenger RNA from Dictyostelium discoideum AX4, 294 nucleotides. RefSeq names its product cytoplasmic dynein light chain (gene dlcC). Gene Ontology annotation, molecular function: dynein intermediate chain binding. Bases 1 to 294 code for a protein of 97 amino acids. The record is from RefSeq and is a predicted model, not a curated record. The transcript has 3 exons. Gene Ontology annotation, biological process: microtubule-based movement. Lineage: Eukaryota; Evosea; Eumycetozoa; Dictyosteliales; Dictyosteliaceae. Gene Ontology annotation, cellular component: cytoplasm; cytoplasmic dynein complex; cytoskeleton.
AUGAAUGUCGAAUUAGAAGAAUCAUUUAAAAAAAUCCAAUCACAUAAAGGUGUUGUUGGUGUAUUAAUUAUAAAUAAACAAGGAUCAGUUAUAAAAUCAACAUUUGAUCAAGAAGUUAGUUUAAGUUAUUCAAAAGUUAUUUUAGAUAUGUUUCCAAAAGCACAUGACCUUUUAAAAGUUAAUGAUAAUAAUGACGAGUUAUCAUUUUUUAGGGUUAGAUCAAAAGAUAAUGAUAUCAUGGUAACACCAGAUAAAGAUUUCUUUUUAAUGGUUGUAAAUAAAAUAAAUAAAUAA